GGGGGUCCCGGGCGGGGGUCGCGGCUGCCCUGAUUCCCCGGUGCCCCCCCUGCCGGGCCCAGGGGUUGGUCCCCGGCCCGGGCGAGUGGGAGACACCGUCGGGGAAGCGGACCCGCGGGCUUCCCUGCGCGCCUGCCUGCCCUUCCUCCGAGUUUGGCUUGAGGGGCCUCCUGGUUCCGAGGGCUGGGGCCGUCGGGCCGGGAGCUGCAGGUGACCCUGGGCGGUGCUGCCCCCGCGGAAGCCCUUCAGGGGCCGCCUGUGGGGAACCUCGGGUCUGGGGCCCUGUGCGAGCCGUCCAGCGUGGUGGCCGCCAGCCACGGCGUGACACAGGCCGGGACCGCUGCCGUCGUGGUAGAAAGUUCCGUGGGCCGGGCUGCUGGGCGAGAUGGGCCCGCUGCCGUCCCAGCCCCGCCGGGCUCGCUGCCUGCCCUGCCCUUAGCUCCUGGGGGGCCUCCUCCGGGCUCUCGGCUCACUCUCCCCAGCUCCGCUCCCACCAGUGUCCUGUCUCGGGCGCGGUCUCCUUCCCUUUUCGGCAUUUCAUGUUCUGUCACUGCCACUCGUUGGCUUGUGUACUUUCUGUAGUCUCUGCGAGGCAGGGAUUGGGGUGGUUCCUCACUGCACCCCCAGUGUGGGCACAGUCUCAGGGUCAAAGAUGCAGGUGAAGUUUGUUAGCAUUGGAGGGUUUCACCUGUUGAAACAGGGAUUUCACGUGGUUCAACCUCAUCCGUUGUAGGAAUCUAGCACAGGAAAGGUCUGUCCUGUCCGUGUCGGUUCAGGAGCCACGUUGUGACUGCAAAUGGCUGUGGGAGACUGGCAAUCUCAGAAGGCUUUCUAGAGGAGGGGGUGUGUUAGCUGGGUCACCUCCACAUUCCUCUCCUCCUCUGUUGGCCUGGCCGCCCUGACUGUCUAGGCAACCUUCCCUGGGCGCUCUAGAGGACUUGAGGUGGGUGCUGAGGCACAGGCACCCCCUUCCUUCUGCGUGAAGGUUGGCAUCUGAUUCCUGCCCACUGCUCCAGCUGCGUCUUCCACAGCUUGCUUCCUGUGCCCCAACACUGCAGAAGUCCUUGUUUCCUGCACAUCCCGUGUCUUUGUCACCAGUACCAGAGGGUUGAUGCCAGGCUUUCUACUUGGGAUGCUCUUGUACUCCCGACGUCCCUUUGGCAGCCUUCCCGUUCCCCGCCUCCCCUGGGUGGGGCUCACCUGCAAUUACGCCCAUGGCCCGCAGCACCUGGUGCUCACCUUGCCUUUCUGUGUCUCGCUGAGAUGACCUGUGUCUGUGUUUGCCUCCCACACACGGCUGAGAGGCCCAGAGUGUGGGGACCCCCAUCUUGGUCACCUUUGGAUCUUGAGUGCCCAGCCUGGCAUGUAGAGCUCGCUAGACCCCCAGCCGAUUGUGUGAGUGAGCAGACUGGACACGCAUGCCGGCGGAGAGGCCAUGCUCUGUGGGAAGGUGGCAGCCCUGCCCUCCGUGAGAAGAUGUCCUAUGGGUCCAUCGCUGGCAGUGGCGGCCUGGGGAGCCACGGCCCUUUUGGGGGACCCUCCAGACAAGGCUAUCAGCCCCUAGAGUGCGCUAAAUGUUGGACUGAGUAUGGAAUCCACCAUUUCCCCUGCCCAUCGCCAGAGAGCAACCCGCAGGACCCCUGUGUGGGCAAGGACGGGGAAGGUGAUCUGGGGCCGGUGGGCACGCCCGGAGGCCCGAGGGCCAGGAAGCGAGGGCCAGGGGUUGCCACCGAUGGCAGCGGGACGCCGGAGCCCACCUCGCCCACCUCGACCCCCUCCGCCGGCCCAAGGAAGGACUCGGCUGCCGGGGCCCAUGGCAGGAUGGCGGGACCCAGCGCCACUCGGGCCAAGAAGAGGAAGCCCAACUUCUGCCCGCAGGAGACGGAGGUGCUGGUGUCCAAGGUCAGCAAGCACCACCAGCUGCUCUUCGGCACGGGGCUGCUGAAGGCCGAGCCGACCCGCAGGUACCGCGUGUGGAGCCGCAUCCUUCAGGCCGUGAACGCGCUGGGCUACUGCCGCCGCGACGUCGUGGACCUCAAGCACAAGUGGCGGGAUCUGCGCGCCGUCGUGCGGCGCAAGCUGGGUGACCUCCGCAGGGCGGCCCAUGGCCCCGGCUCCGGCAAGCCCCAGGCCCUGGCACUCACGCCCGUGGAGCAGGUGGUGGCCAGAACCUUCUCCUGCCAGGCCCUGUCCUGUGGGGGCUUCGGCCUGGAGCCCCCCAGAGCCACCCAGGUGGAUUCGGGUGACCUCCAGGAGCUGUUCCAGGAGACGUCAGCCAAUGUCUUCCGAAUCAACUCCACCGUGACCUCCUUGGAGCAGAGCCUCCGUUCCCUGGGGACGCCGAGUGACACGCAGGAGCUACGGGAUAGCCUGCACUCGGCGCAGCAGGAGACCAACAGCACAGUGGCCGCCAGCACCAGCGCCGUGAAGCAGAUGACGGAGCUCCUGCGGGGCUGCUCCCGGCAGGAGCGUCUUCAGCUGGACCGCCUGAGAACUCAGCUCUCAGAUGCCAUUCAGCACUAUGGAGUGGUGCAAAAGAAAAUUGCAGAGAAGUCCAGAGCACUGCUUCCCACAGCGCAGAGGGGUGGCAAACAGCAGAGUCCCCGGGCCCCUUUUGCCGAGCUGGCUGACGAUGAGAAGAUCUUUAACGGGGGUGACAGCGUGUGGCAGGGCCAGGAGCAGACCCUGCUUCCUGAGAUCACCGAGGAGGACCUGGAGGCCAUCCGGCUGCGUGAGGAGGCCAUCCUGCAGAUCGAGAGUGACUUGUUGGAUGUGAACCAGAUCAUCAAGGACUUGGCCACUGUGGUGUCAGAGCAAGGAGAUGCUGUCGGGUCCAGCAGCAGCAAGGCCACAUGCCGGCAGAGCUCCAGCCCCAAGCUGGCCAUGGCGGCCCUGCUGCCCGGGCCAGGCUGUGUGCCCUUGCGACCGGGCCCCCACUCCCGCACCAAGACACGCAAGCCGAACUUCAGCCCCCAGGAGACAGAGGUGCUGGUACAGAGGGUGACGCGCCACUACCCGCUGCUGUUUGGGGCGCUGCGGGGCACGCCUGCCCGGAAGCACCGCGUGUGGAACAAGAUCCUGCAGGCCGUGAACGCACUGGGCUACUGCCGGAGGGACCUAGGCGAUCUCAAGCACAAGUGGCGGGACCUGCGCGGAGUGGUGCGCAAGAAACUGGCAGAGUGCCCGCGGGCCCCGGCUGAGGGCAGCCCAGCCCCUGGCCUCAUCCUCACGCCCGUCGAGCGCAUGGUGGCCGAGACCUUCUCAGCCCCGGCCCCCCCAGGCGAGAGCCAGGCCACUGAGCCCCUGCCAAAGAGUAUUGAAGCCAGCCUUGAGGCUGCGUCCUCGCACACAGAGGCAGCCAGCGAGCUCCUGGCUGGAGCCAGCCGGCACCAAGCCCUGACAUGCAGAAGUGGCCCCUGCCGAGCCUGUCCCUCGAAGAGCAGCCAUCCUCGGGUGGGUGCAGGGGGUCUGGGCCAGCACCGGGAGGGCCCUGGGCCAGCAGGCAGCGAGGGCUUCCCAGGAGAGUGCCCGCUCCGUCUUAAAGGCAAGCAGGAGUUGUCCUGGCGGAGGGGACGGUGUGUGCAGAGGCUAAAGGACGGGCCGCCCAGGCAAGUUCAGGACACUGCAGGCCGGAGCGUGGACAGCCGUGUGGGGGCCGUGCCGGUGGGAGCGGGGAGGGGCGCUGGGGACAGAUGGAUGGACGAUGCCCUCAUUCCCUGGGGGCUCUGGGAAGCCAAAGCUGUGCUUGGAAAGGGGACUCUGGCCACCUUAGAGGGGAAGAGAGAGUAGGAGGGGGCAGUGGUGUGGACCACAGCAGGAACGUGGGCAGGGUGAAGAGGUGGAGGUGGGGCAGUGUCCCUUCCCAGUGUCCCUCCCCUGCCUGGAGAGCCCAGAUGGGGCAGGCCACACACAGGAUGGGUGGCCGGCCGGCUGGCCGCAAGAGCCCAGGCCUGCACUCUGCCAGAGUGCAGUGAACGUGCACUGUGAGUGUGAGGGUAGAGGCUGGGCCACUGCUGGCCCCCCGCUUCUCUGUCAGUGGCCAUCAGACUCAGAAGUCAGGAUGUCCAAGGGUGGCCACAUGACACUGGUGAUGCUGCAGCAAGUUAGGAAAUGGGCUGUGCCAGGGUCUCCCUGCAGGGUGGAGGCGGAGGAAGGGCUGGAGGUUGUGUCUGCUGAUGCCAGCUUGGGGCUCUGUCUCAGCUCAUGUCCUGCCACCUUCCAGCAUGUGGAGGGCAGCCCGGCCCUCCACCUGGGACCUCUCUACCAGGCUUGGUCCUUUCAGGCCUCCUGGAGUAGAAAGCGCAGGCUGUGACUGAUAAGCACGGUGCACUUGUCGGAAGCCCAGGGCCAGCCUCUCUGUAAUGAGAACUCUGCGAGCAGGGAUGCCUGCCAGGGGCCCUCACCACCAGAAAGCCUCAUCUCAAGAGGGAAGCAACAAACCAGCAGCGUGGCUCCCUCCAUGGGCACCCAGGGGCCGCCAGGUCAGAAGGAUCGGCAGAUGCCUGGACCUUGGAAGGAAGAUGUGACAGUGAGGAGGAGGAGGAGGAGGAAGAAGAAGAGAAGCAAGAGGAGGAACAAGAGGAAGAGCAGGAGGAGGAGGACCUGGAGGAGGCGCAGGAGGAGGCGCAGGA
Messenger RNA from Equus caballus (horse), 4631 nucleotides. Lineage: Eukaryota; Metazoa; Chordata; Mammalia; Perissodactyla; Equidae. The record is from RefSeq and is a predicted model, not a curated record.